ACUGAACACAUAUUUUGAGUCCAUGGGUCGGGCCAUUACUCAAAGCCACCACACAAACUGGAACAACCGAGCAAAUUAAGACCAGACAGAAGGGCAGCCUCACCAAUGAGAGUGAGGAAAUCUCUCUCACCUUAUCCGCUCUCCCACCAUAUCCUUUUGUUAAACCCAUCACUUCAUCCUUCCAGUUCCACAUCACUCCUGAUCUACCACAACCCCAAAAAAACAGGCACAGCAACACCUCUCGCCUCGUUUCUCACACAGAACAAAGUGAAGUAGUUUCUUAUAGUAGUGAUCUCCUCAGUUCCAGCAGCGGCAAUGGCAUCCAUUAACUCCAGUGUGCUGGCAUGCAACUAUGCCAUCUCACUAGUCGGAUCUCCUGACCUUAAGUCGAAGCUCACUUCCACACUGCCGUCGGCUGCAUCCUCUGCUACUUACCGUCAUAAACUACCUGUGAUCAAAGCGCAACAGGCCAGGGUCUUCAACUCAAAAGAAGCAAAUGGAAGUGAACCAAGAAGAGCUGCACUUCUCUACCUGGCUGCCACAGUUUUCACCACUGCUGCCGCUGUGUCCACUGCGUCUUCUGUCAAUGCUAGUGUCUUCGACGAGUAUCUCGAAAAGAGCAAAGCAAACAAGCAACUGAAUGACAAGAAGAGGCUGGCCACGAGUGGCGCUAACUUGGCAAGAGCAUACACGGUUGAAUUUGGCACGUGCAAAUUCCCCGAGAACUUCACCGGCUGCCAAGAUCUUGCCAAGAGAAAGAAAGUGCCAUUUCUCUCUGACGACCUGGAAUUGGAGUGCAAAGGGAAGGACAAAUACAAGUGCGGGUCCAAUGUUUUCUGGAAAUGGUGAAAGACAAAUCUGUCCAUCUUCAACCAUGUACCUAUCCUGCCCACGCAUGUAGUUUUCGUUUCAGUUAGUCUACAAACCCUUCGUGAUUCUGAUCUAUUUGUUAAUUUUGUUUCUAGCUGAAUACCCAAAAGUAAUAGGGAUAUGAUAAAAUCGAAAGGAAUUACUUGUGCUUACAAA
Messenger RNA from Malania oleifera, 1026 nucleotides. RefSeq names its product photosystem I reaction center subunit N, chloroplastic. The record is from RefSeq and is a predicted model, not a curated record. Gene Ontology annotation, cellular component: chloroplast photosystem I. The coding region runs from base 316 to 849 and encodes 177 amino acids. The transcript has 3 exons. Lineage: Eukaryota; Viridiplantae; Streptophyta; Magnoliopsida; Santalales; Ximeniaceae. Gene Ontology annotation, biological process: photosynthesis.